CACAUAGUACAUGUGAUAAUGAAGACGCAAAAAGAAAAAAAAAUUCUGGGAACUCUUGUUGCCUCAGAAAGCCGGCCACGUCAUUUCCUUCCAAUGACAUGUGUGGUUUCAGUCUUUAAAAACUUUUUCAGAGUUAUGAUCAUGACCAGUUUGAAACUUUGUCUGUGAACGGAGAAUGAAUUGUCAUGUUAGGAACAUGGUCUGCCUAUCUCAGAGAUCACAAGCAAAAUUCAGAAUAAUCCUCCCUCUCCUCAUCUUGAUUGCUGUUGAGUUAGUGCAACCAACAAUGUCAUGCCACAAUCAAAACUGCAGGCAGCAUCUUAAGCAUACUCUGAGUCUCACUACGUAUACGAACAAAAAGACGGCAGCGCUCUUAGAAACAUAUAAAGCCAGUCAAGGAGACAGUGCAGACCUGAUCUGUGAUAUGCAAAUGGACAAUGUUCCAGAAUCAACGAUCUCCGGCCAGACCAUAUCGGAGCGCAUCUUGAGUGUUUACACCCGCCUGAAAGAGUUUCUGCCGCACAUGAAGACAGUUAUGGAGCAGCAGAAAGACUUCAAUCCUCCAACCAACCCUGUGGCAGAAGGGCUUAGCGAGAUGAUUACACAUGUUCACCGCACCGCUAUGAGGGUGAACUGUCUCUUACAAAUCCUGCAGCCAAAUAUACCCAUUCCUGAGCCAGCUGAAAGGCCAACAGGAAUUCCCCCUGCACAAAAUAUUUUCCAGCAGAAGGCCUAUGGAUGCAUUGUCCUGUCUCGGCUUCAGGAGCUCCUUAGCAAAGCCAUUAAAGAGCAGAAGUCUAUUAAAGGGAAAAUGUGCAGAAAAAGGACAAAAAAUGGUUAUUUUUGAACUAAAAUGCCUUCUGUGUCAUAAAAUGAUGUUGAUGUUAUAUUAUUAAUAUUUAUUUUUGUAAAUCUAUAACUGCUGAAGAGAUGUCGAGUAUUUGUUUUGUUAUAUUUAUUGAUAUAAUUUAUUUAUCAAUGUUCUAAAUGCUUUAUCCAUAUAUGUAGACAAAAAAGUUCAUCAAAUUGAUCUCUUUUUUUUUUUUUUUACUUCUAUUUGGACCAGAAUGGAUAAUCUUAUUUGGCUGUCAUGGACUGCCAUGGGUCCUUUAUUAUUAAUUUUUUUUUUUUUUUUUUUUUUUUUUUAUUGAACUGGGUCCUUUAUUAUUUGACAAUAAUAACACUCUAUGAGGUUAUGUAUGUCAUCAGAGGCAAUUGUUUUGAUUACACAGAAAUUUGCAGUGAUGAACUGUGAUGUCACACGUUAGCCAUAUUGGCUUUUGUGGUUUGUGCUAACGUAGCACGACCUGUAUAACCUAGUAAAUGUAUAUGUACUUUUUGAGACAUAGCCUUGAGUUGAGACCAUUUUAGAAGUCAGGAAGUGCAAGAGACUUAUAUCAGCCCAUAAUGACGCAUUCAUUUCACCACAUCAGAAAGGGGAAAAAACUGACUAGCCGUCUCCCCUGUCACAAGGUAUAAGUGUGUGUUUGUGUCCAUGUAAGUGAAUCUCAAGCCAUUUGCUGGAUAGUUAACAUACUUUGGUUAGUAUGUUUCACUCAGCACAGCUAUGAACGCUUUUUAUAAUUUUCAUUGUUAAUAAAUUAUGAAUGUAAUUUUGAUACUUAUUUAUAUGAAAACUGUAUGUAUAGUAUGUCAUGGUGUAAAUGACUUUGCAUUCAUAUCUUCAAAAUAAACUCGUCAAAAAGAAA
Ctenopharyngodon idella (grass carp) is the source of this 1709-nucleotide messenger RNA. RefSeq names its product IL-6 subfamily cytokine M17 (gene m17). Gene Ontology annotation, biological process: negative regulation of neuron apoptotic process; ciliary neurotrophic factor-mediated signaling pathway. The record is from RefSeq and is a predicted model, not a curated record. Gene Ontology annotation, molecular function: ciliary neurotrophic factor receptor binding. Lineage: Eukaryota; Metazoa; Chordata; Actinopteri; Cypriniformes; Xenocyprididae. The coding region runs from base 176 to 847 and encodes 223 amino acids. The transcript is spliced from 3 exons.